AUGGACAUCUUCAACGAGGCCGCGUCGCGGUGCGAUGCCUUCCGGACACCGAGAUAUCUCGAGGUCGUCAUUUCCAUUUUGAUCCUCCUCGGCCUUCUCGUCUCCUAUCUCCCACAGCAUUAUCGAAUCAUAUCACGAGGCACAGCGGAGGGCAUCUCCCCAUACUUUGUGCUUCUCGGUACCACGUCGGCAACUGCCGGAUUUGCAAACAUAUUGACCGUCCCACCCUCGCGCGCAGCCAUGAGCUGCUGCAAAGAAGUCGAGGGCCUCGAAUGUGCAGCUAGCAUGCUUGGAAUCGCUCAACUUGGCGGGCAGUGGCUGUGCUUUAGUCUCAUUCUCGUGCUUUUUCUCAUGUUCUUCCGCUACGAAGAUGCUACGGUUCCACAAGACGAACUUGCUGGCGAGUCGCCGAAAUGGCAAACUGCUGCGACGGUUGGACUGCUUGCCUUCUUGCACGGCCUCGUCACCAUCAUCGUCACUGGCAUCUUCGCCAUCGCCAUGCCCCAACACCUAAACUUUUGGGCCCAUCUUCUCGGGGUUCUGGCAGCAGCUCUGGCGGCCGUGCAGUAUGUGCCACAGAUCUGGACAACAUAUCACCUCAAGCACGCCGGCAGCCUGAGUAUUCCCAUGAUGUGUAUUCAGACACCUGGUGGUCUCUUGUUUGCUGCCAGCCUCUACAUGCGCCUGGGCAUGGAGGGCUGGAGUACUUGGGCCAUUUAUUUGCUGACUGCGGCCAUGCAGGGUUCUGUGCUCUUCAUGUGUGUUUACUACGAGCUUGCUAAGCGUCACGAGCGCAUGCAAGAGCCUGAGAGUGCCCCUCUUAUCAACGAACCCGAUUCUCCGGUCGACCAAUCUAACCACCAAAGGCCUAUUGCUAACCGCACUUACUCCGAGGGCUGGGAGCGUGGUCUUCCCGGGCCCUUUACCGGGCACCCAGAACGCUACGCUGAAACCGAAGAAGACUUGGAGCACAUUCAAGACCGCGAGGAACGUGCGAUUGCGCGAGAGAGCCAGCCUCUGUUGAGACCUGGUGGUAUCGGUAACCCCAACAAGAGCUACAAGUCUACGAAUCACCGUCACUAA
Molecule: messenger RNA, 1083 nt
Organism: Cordyceps fumosorosea ARSEF 2679
Lineage: Eukaryota; Fungi; Ascomycota; Sordariomycetes; Hypocreales; Cordycipitaceae
Product: PQ loop repeat protein
Exons: 3
Coding region: 1-1083 (360 amino acids)
Source: RefSeq, a predicted model, not a curated record